Messenger RNA from Cinara cedri, 4734 nucleotides. Lineage: Eukaryota; Metazoa; Arthropoda; Insecta; Hemiptera; Aphididae. The record is from the annotation of a GenBank genome assembly.
AUGACCGAUAUUCGCAAACGAACACAUAUUAUACACGUAAUACGAUAAGAUACGUAUAUAUUAGGGUGGUUUUUGUUUGGGUGAUGGUGGAAUUUCUUUUUGGACGCCCCUUGACUUUGUUAUAAAAAGAAAAUAAACAUUUUGAGCUUUAUUUGAGAUUUCUAUGGCAAUUCUUUCGUACUCCUGCAGGUAGGUAAUGUUUUCUAUUUAAAGUACAUUGGUUUUAUCGUUUAUUCUGAAUUUCGUUUAUACGAGGCAUCAAAAAUUGACGGUAAAAUGUUUUUCUAGCGUGGAAAUUAUCUAGAAGAAAUUGCUUAUUAAUAUGGGAAAAAAAAAAGUUUUUCAAGAAUUAUAUGGCAUUUUCUUUCCGUUAAUUAUACAUAAAAAAAGUUUUACCGUCAAUUUUUGAUGCCUUCUAAAACGAAAUUCGGAAUAAACGAAAAAACCGAUAAAUGGGAAAGUUUACCUCGUUACAGGAGAACGAAAGAAUUGUCCCGGGAAGCUCAAAUAGGGCUCGACAUUUUUAUUUUGUUUUUUAGAACAAAGUUAGGGAGCGUCCAAAAAGAAAUUCCACCGUCGACCAAAUAAAAACCACCCUAGUACAUACAUAUGUACGCGCACAGUUCUGCUUUUGCCCCGAGACCUUUAAUAAUACACAAUACACAACACUUAUGCAAAUUACCUUAAACUUUGUUGUCCGCGGAAACGACGCAAAACUAUAUACGUAUACGUAGUACGUACAUACGUGUAUGUAUAUAUAUAUAUAUUAUACACUCGUCCCCCAGAGUUCGAUAAAAACGUCCACUUUAUUGUCGAAGGUAAUAUAUUUCAGACCGUCACACACAAGUGACACCGUAGGUACACUGCUCCACCCGCCCCCGUAUCCCGUAAGAGUUUUCACGCAUACAUCAACGUUUUGUAAUAAUACCAAUAUAUCAUAUUAUAAAGAAAACGGGUGAGCCACUGUUUCUGGUGGGAAGUCGGGAUUGGUAUAGGAUACGUACAAAGUUUAAUUUAAUUCGUAUCGAACCGUCGCUAACAAUAAUAACGAUUCUGAUCGGUCAAAGCGCGUAUAUAAACAUUACGCACAACUUUCUAUUUUUUUUUUUUUUUUUAGUACAACGUCUUAUAGCGAAUAUCUAAUUAAGUUUUCGAACAUUUCUGUCUCAUUAAACAAUAUUUUAUCUUGUUGCCAAGGUAACCAAGAAAUAAACAAAAAUUAUACAAACAAUCGCUAUAGUUUUAGCCAUUUAUUAGAUUUAUCAAAGCGCUACGAGAAAGUUCCUAUAAAGUUUUUGACUGAAGCGAGAUUUCUGGUAGAAAGUUGUUUACAGACACAAAAAAAAAAAAGCACAAAAUAUAACCAAUAAAACCAAAACACUUGACAGUAUUCCGUUAGUCGUUUAUUACCAAUAUUUGGUAAACAGAUGGAGCAAACGCAUGAUUGAAUUUUCCGAUUAAUGAUGAAAGGAAUUAUCUUCUAAAAAAAAAAAACUGUUUUUUUUUCGCUCGAAAUUCGCCCUUCGAUAUAACGAGUAUUUCAUAUUUAUACUUAAUACACUUUCUUGGCGUUUUCCAUGGUAUUUAAAUUAUAAAUUUUAUUUUAAAAUUCAACAUUUGUAAACAUCAAUCUUGAUAAUAGAAAAUUUGGCCACGGAUUGAUUUAGGAGGGCUUACAAGCAAAAUAUGUAGAAAACAAUAUUGACAGUUUUCCCCUCGGAUGCAAAAGACAGAAACCAAACAAAAAUAAUGACUUAAGACACAAGGUUGUAAGCUAUAGACUGUGGCGAAUGCCAAAGUUUCCUACCCCCUCCCCCCAAAUGACGCUACUGCAGUAUUAGACAUUCACAUUCGUUAAAUUCGUUAAGUAUAUUAUUAUAUAUUACUCGGAGUGUGACGAAUACCUACCGUUAUUCGCAAUGUUCAACAAGAAACUUAUGUGUUAUAGUAUAGUCACUAAAUCAAUAAACAACUGAGCUGUAAAUACUCCGCACGACGGAAAACUUUUUAUUUGAACAUACUUUGUAAGUUUAUCAGAUCGGAAUUUACGUCAAUUGACCCCGAAAAGAAAAACACAAACAAUUAUUAUCCUAUAUAGUAAAUAUACGUAUACACUGCAAAGUAUACUGCAGACAUUUGUUAGACUAAAUUUUAUACCUUCCCGGAAUUUCUAACAUAUAAUAUUAUUUUAUACUAUUUUAUAUAGAUAGGUACGAGUUACUUGUGGUUCUUAUUCAUUUUAAAUCUUCUAUUGCGGGUAAGUAUUAAACAAACAUUUCAACUUUGUCCAAAUUAAUAAUAUAAUACUAUGUAUAUCAACAUUAUAAAUAGGUAAACAAAACAAUCAAACAAUAAAUAAUGUGUACGGUAUAUAGUGUAGUCAUAUUGUAUUAUUAUAUUGACCAAUUCACGAUUGCUAUUAGUUUUCCUCGCAUUAUAUUACAAAGUUUAAUUAUUUUUCAUAUUUGUAUGCGAUAAUAUAUUACGUUGCAUAUUUCGUCAAAUAUAUCGUGUAAAUAUUUUUUAAAAAAACUGAACAUACUUCGCACCAUGGAUAGGCUACUGCCUGUUGUUUUAGGUAGGAAGUUGAGAAAGUAUAAGAUAAAAUAUAAUUUUAUUUAAAUCUAAAAGCAACGAUAAAUAAUUUCAAUCAAAAACGAUUCUGAGCUGUGCUCUGUAAAUUGUUAAGGUUGUAGGCGUUUUAUUCCUUGAAGCUAAGGUAACCCAGAAAUCAACGAAUAUAAAACUAAAAUACCGCGUUUGUUGUCAGUUUUUAGAAAUACUACUAAGAAUCGAAACAAAUUGUUUAUGUAUAAAAAGUACCACCGAUAAAAACCGCAUCUUUUUAAGCACAGUAUGAAUGAAUCAGAACAAUUUUAAUAACCAUAAAAAUGUUUUGCAAGGAAAACAAAGUACACCAUAAUAAAACUAAUAGCUUUUUAUCGCUAGUACACUAAGAAUCCAUACAAAUAGAAGGAAAAUAUAUUCAAUUUAUUAUUCACUUAAAAAUGUGUACAUUGUUAAAAAGUCUUUAGAUUCUAAAAUUAAUCAAAAGUACUUGUUUUACAAAUUGGUAAACUACGGAUAAAGUAAUAUUAUUAAUUUAUCAAAGUAGUGUUAAAUUUAUAUUAAAUAUAGUCCUAAAAACAAAAAAAAUUAUAAUUUUGACUUUUAAUAUCGAUUAAUUGUAAUACCCGUCUAUAAAUAAAAAUAUGAAAAUAAGAAUUUUGUACUCGAAUAAACUCUGGAAACACUCAUCCAAUCGUCAUGAAGUAUUUCUAAAACGAUAAGAAUACAUCGUGGAGAAGAUUUUAAGCAUAAUUUUAAUGCUGUAAGUUAAAAAACAACAUAGUUCUUCAUUUUAUAAAUAAUCGGUUAAAUACGUUAAAUCUCUAAAUAAGUCUGUUCCGUUAUUUAAAUAGGUACGGAUAUGUUAAAAAGAUAAAUACGAUUAAUAAAUUUAUAGGUCUUUAAUACACAUUUUUUUUUUUUUCGAAAAUCAUUGUAUGUUUAAGCUUCUUGUGAAUUACCAAAAGACAUGUGAUAUUGUGUAACGUAAUAAUUGGUAGUUGAAAAUUAAACCUAAGUUCCAUUUAUAAAAUUUGGUUAUCAGCGCACCGCUUAUUUUGUUUAAUUUUGUGCGUUUGUGACUUAUGAUGUAUUGUACAUUUUAAACCAUUAAUAUAUUUACUAAACUUAUGAUCAGUUAAUUUUGCUCACUAUAUCCAAUUAGAUUGUGUGCAUUAUAAAUAGUUCUCGUAGCCAGUAUAACAUUUUAGAUGUACAGAAAAAUUCCGCAAGCUCUUUUUACUCGAUUGGCGUUUUUAAGUUACAAUCAUACAGAGUGAUAACAUAACGUGAGACACUCAUUAUUUCGAAACGUAUUAACUUUUUUCGGAAUUUGUUUGUUUAGAUCAUUUAUACGAAAAUAUGAAUAGCUCCAAAAUGUUAUAUUACGGUUAUUUUCCGUCGCCCUUAUUUCAAACCACUAUCUACUUUUGAUUUUCAAAUGACAACCUAUAAAAGUCCAUACAUGAAUGGAAUAUUAGUUUUAAGUUUAAAUACAUUUUUGUGAUAAAAUUUCUGAUUUCCGUCAACCCGUUGACAAAUGAUGUACCACUGUACUCUUCUUCCGCCGAAACUUAAAAAUGGAAUAUCUCGUCAACGGUUUGACGGAAAUUAAAAAUGUCAACACUUAAAUUGAUUUAAACAAAUACUCCAUUUAUUUAUGGACUUUUAAUAUAGGUUUACAUUUGAAAAUCAAAAGUACGUAGGGGUUUUACCUCUUAAAAUGAGGGGCGACUCGAAAAAAUAGUAAUGCAACAUUUUAGAGCUACUUGCUUCCCAAAUGUUCUAAAAAACAAAUUCCGAAAAAACUAAAUACUAUCCGAGAUUAUGAGUGUUUUACAUUACGUUUAUCACCGUUACGUGUAUACGUAUAUACGAUGUGAGGGUAUCCGAUAAAAGAGCAAAAGAACGAAAUAUUUUAAUAAAUUGUAUAAUAUGUAUAUACGUAUAUGAGAUCUUAUUACUGCUGCAGAUGUAUUACAUUAUUAUGCGAGUGGACACGUGAAAACCGUAUACAUCCAAUGGCAUUUGCAGGAACGAUGGAUUAAACAAGACCCAGGGGAAGAUCCCGACACCACCGCAGAUGAAUGGACGGUGCACGGUGUCAUAAAAACGUCCGAGGAAAUAGUCCCAGAACGGGGAGCAGCAAAUUAUAUAAAAGGAUAA